CCCCCCCCCCCCAACGUGGCAUCCAGGUGUCUGUCCAUCUUUUGCACUUGUGUCCCGGGGGGGGUGUUGGACAGCCCAGCAUCCUUUGCACAUGCAAACUACUGGCCUCUAAACUGCACUUGAAUCCCCUAAGGACUGCCAGCGUGGCUGAGGCAGUCUCCUUUGGGUGUUUUUUGUCCCCCUUUUUACUCCCAUUGCUCAUGUCUCCCUCCUGGGAGCCCUGGCAGCUCUUCCCCUCCUCCUAUCCCUCGCUUUGGGUUGGCGUGGGUAGGGUAGGGUGGGGCAGGGAGGGAGUGGAUUUCCAUGCAUGGCAUAUCAUGCUGGGGUUUCCUUCGGGUCAGACUGGUGUACUGAGAAUCCAAAUAUCUUAUUAAAAAGGAAAAAAAAAUCCAAAUUGAGUUGUUUUGAGGUAGCCAUCAUGUGCUAGACCCAUGGCUUGAGACAUGUAUGGUGAAAAGCCAGAUUUAGACCUAGAUUGAUGUCAACUUUCUGCUAGUUUUGAAUUCUGUGUGGGGUUGAAGUCUCCAGUUUUAAUUCUCUCUCAGGUUCAGUUAUCUCCAGGGCCUUAUUACAGACGUUCGGUUUCUCCUGGGGAAGUCAUCGCUCUCCCAGGAGAAACCCCAAAUGUGGCAGAUGUUCAGGGUUUUUCUCCCAGAGUAAAAAUGGUGGCUGCAGGAGGAAAAUAACUUAGAACAACCAAACUUAAAUCUCUCCCAGGAGAAUGGGAGAGUGAAUGUCUGUACUUGCUUGAAUUCUCUCUGAAGUUGAAUUCUCUCCUGGGUUAGUGGUGGGUGCCUGAGUGAGACUUGCUUCUAUCCCACACACUUGCCCUCUCUCUCUCUCAUUGCUGCUGCCUCUCCCUGGGGAGAAUUUGGGCCCCAAAAUGGCUUCUUCAACAUGUUUUUCUGUCACUUUCCUUCCUGUUCAAAUAUCAGCGGAUAUCACUUGACCCCUUCAUGGACAUCGUAAGAGAAGUGGGGCUGGAUCUAGAGAUCACAUUUAGUCCAUCCCCCUGCCUGAGGCAGAAUCAGCCUUGUCCAAACUAUCCCAGACACAUCAUCAAACCUCUUUGUAAAACAACUGUCAGCCUUGACACAGGUAAAGCAGGGGGACCAUGGCAGCCCAGAGUCUUGCUGCUGCAAAAGGUUGUUAAUAUACACUCGAGAGGUUUCAGGCAGAGGCCUUGCCCCUGCUACAGAGGAAGCCAACCUCCUCUUUGCCCCCAUCUGACCAGGGGAGAUUCCCUCUGCUGGCUGGGAUCACAAAGCCUCCUUAAGAUUCCCUGGCCUUAGCUGAUCCUAAAUUAACCCAGCACUAAUAAACCUGGCAGCUGCCAGGGUCCCUUCUGCUGCUCCUGCUAUAUAUUACAUACAUUAUACACUUAACUGGUUAAUUAUGCAAUAUAUUUUGACUGGCCACAUGUCUAUCCAGGUAUAAAAACAGCCAACAUGCUAUGAAGUUAGUGCUUGAAAAUGUGUAACGACUCUAUAGCUGGUUUCUAUCUAGCUUUAAUUGGAAUGUGUAGCAGGGCCCCAUGAUUAGCUCAGGCUUAGAUCACUUGAGGCCUGGAGGGAAGAAUAAGCCAUACUGUUCUUGGGGAAGGGGGGGUGGAGAGGGUGGGGUAGUUUGCAAGGUUAAAAAGCUAUUUUGCAAGCAGUUUUCGUGCCUUUUUGGCUGUGGUUUCUCAGCUCUACAGGCCCUGAUUGGAUGCCUGUGCUCCCAAAAAAGGGGUUGCACCUCUUUGUCGGCAAUAGAGCGAACGAAGAAAGGAAGUCGCUGGCCACAAGCAGGCUUACAAGGAGCUGGAAAUAGAAGCGUAAGAUGCAUGGAGACAGCCUUCGCUAGCCCCUGAAGCAGGUUAUUUUAGUUUGCGGGGGCCACCUGUUGCAGCACCUCGGUUUGCAGAGGCCUGGGGACCCAUUAGCCAGGCAACCCGCUUGCCUCAUACUAACUGCUGCCUUUCAGGCACACCCAGUCCCUGCUCUAGCUGUGGAGAGGUCUAGCUAAAGGCAAGGGCAUCUUUUUGGCUAGGAGAUGAGGGUGGCAGGGAAUGGUACUGACACCAAAUAUUUACCUGCCAGAAAAUCAUGGAAAGAAACCCUGUUUUGAGGGGGUGGACAUUGACACUAAAACUUGCUGAUGAGAAAACCAACCUGCCAGGAGAUUGUGGAAAAAGUUACAAAGAACCUGUUUCAAGGGGGAUAUGUGCUAACUCUGAAACCUACUGACAACUAAUCUGACCUGCUGGGAAAUCAUGGGAUAAGGCAUAAAGAACCUGCUUUUGAGGGCACACAUGUUGACUCUGAAGCCUACCGAUAACAAAUCUGACCUGACAGGAAACCUUGAAAAGAGGCCAAAGAAUCCAUUUUGAGGGGAUGAGUGUUAACUGUGAAUUCUACUAACAACAAAUCAGCCUGCCAGGAAAUCAUGAGAAGAACACAGAGCCCAGACAUUGCUGUCCUCAAGGGCUGUUUACACCCAGGCAAAGGUCCAAAUCUUUGCUCUGAUUUCAGUAGGGGCAAAAGGCUGUACCCCACCUACCCCUGAAGGUGGGGAUGGUGUCCAGGCUCCCAUUGUCCCCUACCAUAACCUGCCAGCCCCAACUACCAGAGUGAGGACAGAACCUAGGUAUCCUGGCUCACAGCCCCAGCCCCCCUACUCCAACCAAUAGGCAUCCCACUCCCUGACCAAACCCAGGCAUCCUGGCUUCCCAUUCACCAGACCCCACUUGGCUCUGAGCAUGAACUGAGGUGUCCUGACUCCCUUUCCCCCACAACACCCUCUCCACAGAUCUGUCCUGAUCCCCUAAUCUCUCCUGAGGAUGGAGCCCAAGUGUCCUGGCCCCUCUUCCCUCAGCCUUGGGGACAGAACCUAGGCCUCCUGGCUCCCAGCUGGCUCCCCCACUCCCAAGAGCUGAGGAAGAAACCCAGGAGUCCUGGGCCCAAGUCCCCCUUCCACUGGCUUCUGGUCCACUUAAGAGCGCUACCCGCCCCCACAUGCUCAGGGGGUGGGGCGAAGUGAGGCCAGAGCGGCUGUUGGAAAAAGGCGGGAAAAGCAAUUGGAGUGGGGAGGGGCUGAGGAGGAGGCAGCUUCAAGCCCACUCCCCUACAGCAGCCUAGGGGGCAGCAGGGCCAUGGCGAGGAAAGGGGAGGGUGAGGGGCAGAUACGUCCACCACAGUCCCAUAAUACCAUGCAGCUCAUGGGGCAGAUACACUCAUGGCAAACGCAUAGUGCCCUUCACCUCAUGGGGCAGAUACACAAAUGACAGUCUCAUUUUCACCUCAUGGGGCAGAUACAUGCAUGGCAAUCCCAUAAUGCCCCUUGGGUCAUGGGGCAAGUAUGCCCAUGUCAGUCCCAUAAUGCCCUGCUCCUCACGGGGCAGAUACACCCACAGUACUCCCAUAAUGCCCUUCAUUUCAUGAGGCAGAUGCAUCCAAUGGGCACUCCAUAAUGCCUAUUACCCAAUCAGGCUUAUAAAACCAUUGCUAUACCACAGUGCCUUUCAGCCUGGAGAUUAACCACAUCCCUGACCACCCCACAAUGCCCUGCGUCCUAUGCAUGGGGAUGGAUAAACCCACCCCACCCUGUCCUUCCUCCCACUUUUCUGUGGAGCAGGUAGAGGCCACAGAGGGUUGCUAUGGGCCUCCUGCUAGCCAGUCUCAUCCAGUGGGUUUUUUUCUUUUUCCAUUGCUCAAAGACCUGGGGCCCAAGGCAGAGGAGCUGCUGUUGUUGGUGAAGCAACUGCAGAAAGCAGGGGACCUGGAGCCCAGGAUCGAGGACCUGGUCAGCAGGAUCAAUAAACUGCAGCAGGUGACCAAGGAGCAGACAAACCUGGAGGACAUCCACUGGCAGAAAGAAGAGGCCUUGAGGGUGGUACAGGUGCAGUGCCAGGAGGCUGAGUCAGAGUCCCAUCGCCAGCAUGGCCUCUUGCAGGAGGUGCAGCAGCGCAUCCAGGACCUCACCAUGGGCAUCCAGGAGGAGACCCUCAAGCAGAGGAAGCAGAGGUGCCACCCCUGGAGGCUGGAGUUUGAGCAGCAGCUGGAUGAACUGAUGGAGAAGCACAAGACCCUGCAGGAAGGGCAUACCAUGGAUAAGCUAGCUGUUGAGAUCCAGAACAUGUCAGACAGCUGGGAGCGGCUGCUGAGAGAAGAUGAACUGAUCCAGGCAAAGCUGAUGCAGUUGAAGCAAAAGCUGGAUGUGCUGGCCCAGGCUGGGGCUGGGCGCCGUGAAGAGAGGAGGUUCCUGAAGAGCCCGGAGGCCAGUGCUGCCCUACAGCUGCUGCAGCAGGAGAACCAAGGUGCCCAUUCCCAGUUGGAGGUUGCCACCCAACGCCACUGCCAGGGGCUGCAGCGAUGCAACCGCUGGCACCCAGGGACCAGAAGGUGGCUGCGUGACACCAGGAUGGCACCCUAUGUUGGAGUGAACCCCUAUGUCUGGGCAUUCGUCCUCCCUCCAGCUUGGUACCAAUAAAGCCAUCACCCAC
Alligator sinensis (Chinese alligator) is the source of this 4483-nucleotide messenger RNA. RefSeq names its product synaptonemal complex central element protein 1. Gene Ontology annotation, cellular component: synaptonemal complex. NCBI's taxonomy places the organism in Eukaryota, Metazoa, Chordata, Crocodylia, Alligatoridae. The transcript is spliced from 10 exons. Bases 3541 to 4470 code for a protein of 309 amino acids. The record is from RefSeq and is a predicted model, not a curated record. Gene Ontology annotation, biological process: synaptonemal complex assembly.